This is a messenger RNA of Melanotaenia boesemani (Boeseman's rainbowfish), 1011 nucleotides long. RefSeq names its product mitochondrial ribosomal protein S7 (gene mrps7). Lineage: Eukaryota; Metazoa; Chordata; Actinopteri; Atheriniformes; Melanotaeniidae. Gene Ontology annotation, molecular function: mRNA binding; rRNA binding; structural constituent of ribosome. The transcript has 5 exons. Gene Ontology annotation, cellular component: ribosome. The coding region runs from base 21 to 710 and encodes 229 amino acids. The record is from RefSeq and is a predicted model, not a curated record. Gene Ontology annotation, biological process: ribosomal small subunit assembly; translation.
ACAGGCACUCACGUUUCAAGAUGGCUGCUUCCAUCUCGGGAUUAUUAAAACCUUGGACACCAAGAGUGUUCCUGGUGAGAUGGAGCAGAUACAACCCUUACUAUCUGGAGCCAGAGGUCAGGAAGGAGGUGUACAGCCAGCCAGAGUCAGAGCUGAGUGCUGAGGAGAAGGAGCAGCGGGAGCUCAAAACGCUACGACCCAUUAAAGCAGCCACCAGCGCAACCUCCAGCUCUGUCUUUUACGACCCAGUCAUCAGUAAAUUUAUCAACAUGAUCAUGAAACAUGGGAACAAGGUGUUGGCUAGAGAGAUCAUGACAGAGACACUGGAGAACAUAAAGAAGAAACAGGUUGAGAAAUACCAUAAAGCUCCAGAGGGGAAGAAAGAAGAGAUCGAGUGUAAUCCCUACGCCAUCUUUCAUGAGGCCCUGGAGAACUGUAAGCCUGUUGUCGGGCUGGCCAGCAUUAAGAAAGGUGGAAAGUUCUACCAGGUCCCUAUUCCACUUUCAGACAACAGACGCCGCUUCCUCGCUAUGAAGUGGAUGGUCACAGAGUGCAGGGAAAACAAACACAGGCGCACACUCAUGUAUGAAAAACUCUCCCAGGAGCUUUUGGCCGCUUUUGAAAAGGAGGGCAACGUUGUUAAGAAGAAACAUGAGCUGCACAAGAUGGCCGAAGCCAACAGAGCUUACGCCCACUACCGCUGGUGGUGAAAAGAAGCCUCUCACCAAAUAAAGCUCUGUUGUAACGCAGAUUCAAGCAGCUCUUCAGACAGAUGGACAUGAUCACUCAAGCCGCUGUUGUAAACGGCAAACAGAACUAUUCCUGUUGAAAGACUUCAAUGUUCAAGGUGCACAGAGAUGAGUAAAAUAUGUACAAGACCCAAGUAUGGUUCACUCCCUUUUUGUACUGAGGAAAUUGUAUUGUGUAUGUUAAAGUCUGCUCAGCUGUGUUUGUAGUUAAUACGCAUUAAAUACAACAAGUUGAAAAAAGGAUUUAUUUGAACAAACAGAU